Molecule: messenger RNA, 603 nt
Organism: Eruca vesicaria subsp. sativa (arugula)
Lineage: Eukaryota; Viridiplantae; Streptophyta; Magnoliopsida; Brassicales; Brassicaceae
Source: the annotation of a GenBank genome assembly
AUGUUGAACCCGUGGGAUUUAGGCCGCCGCGCUUCCGCCUCGCCUCCGUCGUCCAUUACCACCGGUGAUAAGAGAAACCUCAUUCCCCCUGACCCUCCCGAUCCGCAAUCCCAGCUCCCCCUAUCUCAAUUCCCUAUCCUGUCCCCCAUCGUCCCCUCCAAGCGUUUUAACCGUUCUAAAGCUUCAGUUAUCUUAACUGAUUCUGUGACCCCAACUAAAUCUACCCCAACUGUCCAACAGCCCUCUGCUGGUCGUUCUUCACCUGUUGAUACUGAAAUGGAAUUGGAAAUUGUCUAUGGCACUGUUCCAACUUCCAGAUCUGAAACUACUGUUCCUAAUUCUGGAUCUGUCCAAGAAAAUACUACUACCUUAUCGGAAAAUCUCACUAUCUUACCACCUAAGUCCUCCUCCCCCUUGCAAACCAACAAAGCUUGUUCCAAUAACCAUACUCCACCUUCUUUAGACAAUUCCCAACUUCCACCCCCUACUGUGGCAGCUGCUCCCCUGGCGGCUGCUCCAUCGCCCUCUAUUCCAGUAGUAACAGACCCUAACCCUUCUCUACCAUCAACUACCCCGCCUCUUCUGGAAGACCGACUGUCAUGA